Molecule: messenger RNA, 1386 nt
Organism: Plasmodium fragile
Lineage: Eukaryota; Apicomplexa; Aconoidasida; Haemosporida; Plasmodiidae
Exons: 2
Coding region: 1-1386 (461 amino acids)
Source: RefSeq, a predicted model, not a curated record
AUGACAGAGAAGGGAAGUAGUGCGAAGAGGUUUAUUGAGGAGGGGGCAAGUGCGGGGCAGGCGAAGCGCGCCAAAGGGGAUGACCAUCUUGGCGGUGAGGACGAUGAUGAGCCUAGUGAUAAGGGUGAGAAUGUUGAUGAGGUAGGAGCUGCCGCUUCACGUGAGGGGCACGGCCCCCUGACACAACCCCACCAAACAGAUGACACAAGGAAGAGGCCAGAGAAGGCACAAGCGGUACUCAAUGAAGACAUAAAGCAGUUCAUAGAAAAGAGAAUACCAAACGUUAGCAGAAACUUACAAGUGGAUGUUUGUGUAGCUAUUCCCUCCUCCAUUAUAAACAACAGGAGCGAUGUCAUAAAGUCUUAUUUGACGAGCUACCUGGCCAGAAUAUUCACCGUUUUUUCCGUCUCGAAGGUGUACAUAUAUGACGACCAAAUGAUGAAUGAACGAUUUGAGCGGCGGGACCAGCAUUUGAACAGUGGGCACCCCACCACCCAUAGUACUAGCCAUCCACACAAGAUGAACGAACGGGACAAAAACUACCACAACGAUAGGGUUGGCAGUAAGCACCAAGGAACGAGACCAAGCAGUCAUUCAUCCUCACAAGAAGGAGAAGGAGAAAAAUCAAACACAGAAUAUUCGUACCUUUGUCAGUACCUACACUACAACCUACAAUAUUUAGAGACACCCCAAUAUUUGAGGAAGCACCUUUUCCCCAUAACUCACUUUUUAAAACACUCAGGAAUAAUGAAUCCUGUGGAUGCUCCCCAUCACUUGAGAAGUGAUGAGUGGCUUCCAUUUCGUGAAGGGGUUGUAAUAAAGAAGAAGUCAAAUGGAGUCAUUGUGGACGUUGGGUUGUUUGCUCAUGCACAUAUAGAAAAUGUAAACCAUGUGGAUAUUGGGACGAGAGUUACCGUCCUAUUUCAUCCAAAUUCGUUACCCCUAUUCCAGAGGAGAAAUGCAAAUGUUUUAUUUUCAGGAAAAUUAAUCAACCCCAGUACUCCAAGGCUGUACAAUUUGUAUUGGGGCUACUCCGUGGAGCUGCUAAAACGGCUGAGUGAUGUUUUUGACCUGGACGUAGACUACAUCGUGGGCACCUCGGAGCGCGGGCACAUCAUGGGAGACGCGACAGACGCAGUUAGAGGAGCCAGCUCCAUCCUCAUCGUGUUCGGAAACAAGCAAGGGCUAGAAGAUCUGCUCAUCAAGGAGCGCGAAGAGCGAAAAAAAAAAAGCUAUCCCAUGGAGAAGAGGAACAAAGUUUUGAGCAAAAUGUUGAAGAAAUUUCACCUAUUCGUGAACACGUGCCCUCACCAGACAUCCAGAACAAUACGGACAGAGGAGGCCAUAGCGAUAACGUUGUCGCUGUUUCAUAACAUUCUCGUGUAG